AUGGCGCAGUCUGAUGUAAACCUACAGAUCCAACAGGAAAUUGAAGAGAACAGACUUCAAAGAAAUCAAAUCCAUGUCAAGCCUCCAGACAAUUUUUCCUUCAACCCCUAUGAUUGGAGUGUGUGGAAGAAACGCUUUGAAAGUGGUUUAGGUAAAAUGAACGGAGCUUAUGAAAUUGAGCUAAAAAUGGGAGCAAAGCCAUUCUCAAUUACAGUGCCUCGACGAAUACCUCUACCAUUAUGGUCAAAAACCAAGGAAGAGAUUCAAAGAAUGGUAAAUAUGGAGGUCAUAACUCCAGUAGACCAUGCUACACCUUGGUGUUCUCCGAUGGUCGUCGUACCAAAGAAAGACAGCGGUAACGUCCGGAUAUGUGUUGAUCUUUCGAAACUAAACCAAAGUGUUCGGCGCCAGUUACAUCCAAUUCCAGGGAUAGAAUACACAAUAGCACAGAUCAAAGGAGCUACUGUGUUCUCUAAACUAGACGCCAAUCACGGGUUUUGGCAAAUACCUUUGGAAGAAAAAUCACAAGAUCUCACCACUUUUUUGACACCUUGGGGACGAUUUAAGUUCAAGGUCCUCCCCUUUGGCAUUACAUCAGCUCCGGAGUAUUUCCAGAAACGCAUCCAUGCUGCUCUUGGUGAUCAAAGAAAUGUAAAAGCUUACAUUGAUGAUAUCCUAAUAUGGGGAAGCACACAAGCCGAGCAUGACAAGGUUUUGGUGGAGGUUCUGGAAAAGCUUCAAAAGGAAGGCAUUACCUUGAAUAAAGAGAAAACAGUCUUUUCAAAGCCAAAAAUUAAGUUCCUUGGCUUUGAACUGAGUGCUGAUGGCAUUUCUCUUGAUCAGGAGAGAGUUAAGGCUAUUUCUGAGAUGGAGCCUCCAACUGAUGUGAAAGGUGUACAAAGAUAUCUUGGAAUGAUCAAUUUUAGUGGAAGAUAUAUUCCAAAUAGGUCUGAGAUUUUGAAGCCUAUUCACGAGCUACUCAACAAAAAUAAUGAAUGGAUAUGGGACAAACCACAACAAAAAGCUUUUGAUACUAUCAAAAAUCUUCUUACUACGGCUCCUCACUUAGCUUUCUAUGACCCUAAUCUUCAAACAAUGAUUUCAUCUGAUGCAUCAUCAUUUGGUAUCGGCGGAGUAUUGUUGCAACGAGAAAAAAGUGGCACAUUCAAACCAGUAAGCUACAUAUCACGUUCUCUCACUGAUACAGAAAGAAGAUAUUCCAACAUAGAACGAGAAGCUCUGGGAAUCGCCUGGGCAUGUGACAAGUUGAAAGACUACAUAGUUGGAAUAUCUCGUGAGAUUGCAAAGAUGGUUGAAAGUUGUCCACAAUGUAUUCAGCACAGGAAAAAUAAAAACGAACCACUUAUUCCAGCAGAGUUCCCUUCAAGACCUUGGCAGAUUGCAGCAAUGGAUCUUUUCAAGUUAAGUGGUCAAUGGUUCAUCGUGUUAACAGAUUGUUACUCACGAUACUUUGAAAUUGCAACCUUACGUUCUUUGACAAGUCAUCAAGUCAUUGAAAAAUGUAAAUCAGUAUUUAGUCGUCAUGGAAUUCCAGAAGAAAUCAGAACCGACAGCGGAACCCAAUUCACCAUGCGUCAAGGUUCGGAAUUCCAGCAGUUUUCCAAAGACUACAAUUUCAAGUUAAAGACCAGUAGCCCUCACUUCCAUCAGAGUAAUGGAGCUGCAGAGGCUGCAGUGAAGAUAGCAAAAUGCAUCCUAAAGAAAAAUAAAGAAGACCCUUAUCUGGCACUCUUAUCAUACCGUAACACUCCAAUAUCGAACGGGUUUAGCCCUGCACAACUACUAAUGGGACGACGUUUACGAGACAAUCUACCAGUUUUGCCAGGACUUUUAACAGAAAAGCCAGAUUUGAGUGACUUGAAACAAAGGGAGAGGAAUUAUAGAGAAAAGUACAAGAGAAAUUAUGACUCCAGGCAUGGUGCCAAAUCUCUUGGAAGUUUGAAAUCUGGAGACAGCGUUUGGAUAUCUGACGUGGGAAAACCUGGAACGGUUGUAAAAACAGCAACUGAGCCACGAUCAUAUAUUGUCAGGACUGAUACAAGAGACCUAAGAAGAAACCGUUUCCAUCUUCUACCAUUUCCCGAUGACUUGAAAAGUACACCAUCACGAGACAAUGUGACAGAACAAAAUUCAACAAGUGUCUGUACCAGAAGUCCAAAACCACAAGAGGACAACUCAAGUUACAAGACUAGACACGGACGUCAAGUACAUCCUCCAAGGAGACUCGACCUUUAA
Molecule: messenger RNA, 2256 nt
Organism: Macrosteles quadrilineatus (aster leafhopper)
Lineage: Eukaryota; Metazoa; Arthropoda; Insecta; Hemiptera; Cicadellidae
Exons: 3
Coding region: 1-2256 (751 amino acids)
Biological process (GO): DNA integration
Molecular function (GO): nucleic acid binding
Source: RefSeq, a predicted model, not a curated record